AUGUCCCACAACACCCCCUCGCGCCGACAAUCGCUCAACAGGCGCUCUUCUGGCUACUCGCCUGUGACUCCGCGCUCGUCACACGAAUUUGAGCACGGCAGUCCGGCACACAACUUCGACGGCGGAGGGGACAGCAAUGGCCUCGGUAAUCUGGCUGACGAGUUGGGCGAGGUCUGGGACGACGAUGAAGAGGUUGUAGACGACGAAUUCGGCGACGAACUGGAAGCACCACAAGACGACUUUGCUGGAAUCGGUACUGCAGUAGCUCAUGAUGGAUCUGCGGGGUUGGACGGCGCAGUAAACAUCAACGGGGUCAGGGACAGUGGUGUUGCCAUGCCGUCGUCUCCUUCUACAAACAACGCAUUAAGCCCAGAUGCUGCUGCCCGCGCCCGGAAACACAACCGACAGCGCUCGUUGUACGAUGGGUCGGAUUACGGAUCGGACUCGGAUUUUGACAACGACGGUAUCUCCCCGGCCAUGGAGGCAAGGAUGGCUGCCAUAGAAAGCCUGGCCAGAAGGGGCAUGGAAGAGAAUGGAAGCGCAUCAGAUCAGGUUGUCAAGAGAGUCACCGAGCAGUUGAGGGAUCUGGGAAGUCAGAUUGCCAUCGAGAAUGGCGCAACAAGGUAUGUCUUUCCUUUGCUUGAUGCAGAGGCCAUUGCUGACAAUCCUGAAGAGAUCGAGGCCCUUCUUCCCCUGAUACAGACCACACUCGAGCUUCUCCCUCAUUCAUCCACCGAACCCAUUGUCCAGCUAGCGCACCUUACCAUGUCCACUCGAGAGCUUCUGCAACAUCUCGCAAAUGUCUCAGACACACUGCACAUGUCGCGGCAAACCACCACAAAUGCCGCACGACGGCUGCGCACGAGCAAAGAGCAACUCCACGAAUGGAAGCGAGAGAAUGAGAAGACCGAAGAGGGGAAAUCCUACAUUGAACGAGGCGACUGGGACAGAAAGCUGAAGGAGCGAGAGGCGAAAAGAGCAUGUGCAAAUGUGGUUGAAGGGUUCGAAGACGUCUGUGGCAUGUGGAGGAAGAGGUUGUGCGAGGGAUUGGGCGUGGCGAGUGCGUAA
Parastagonospora nodorum SN15 is the source of this 1068-nucleotide messenger RNA. RefSeq lists its product as hypothetical. The transcript has 2 exons. Lineage: Eukaryota; Fungi; Ascomycota; Dothideomycetes; Pleosporales; Phaeosphaeriaceae. Bases 1 to 1068 code for a protein of 355 amino acids. The record is from RefSeq and is a predicted model, not a curated record.